Tuber aestivum (summer truffle) is the source of this 3364-nucleotide messenger RNA. The record is from the annotation of a GenBank genome assembly. Lineage: Eukaryota; Fungi; Ascomycota; Pezizomycetes; Pezizales; Tuberaceae.
CAAAUGGCCUCCUCUUCGUUUCGCCGCCCUCGCUUCUCUCUUCUCAAGUCACUUCCGAUAGACCAGGACGAUAAUAUCCGCACAUACCCCGAGCUUCUCGCCUUCAACGCGAAGUAUAAUCCCUCCCACAUCUUUUGUCUUCAAGGUGUGAAAGAUCAUCAGGAAGCACCAGUUCCAAUCACGUUUGCGCAGGCCCAGCGAUCGGUACAGCAUUGUAUGGGAUGGCUUGCCAAAAACGUAGAGGGUAUCCAUCGGCCGCGGGAGGUUCGCGGAAAGGUGGAAAAGGCUGCUGCUGUUGGAAUAUUGAUGGGAAGUGAUAUUGGAAUAGUAAUAUAUGUGAUGGCUUUGCUCUCCUUGGGAGUUCCAGUGGGUAAUUGUCCAGUGGGCCAGCGAGAAUGAUUGCUAACUAUAUAUACUCAAGGUUGUGUUGAUUUCUGCGCGUUUGACUCCUGUUGCAAUUGCCCAUCUUCUUAAGUCGACAUCUGCUGGAUCCGUAAUUGUGUCACAACGUUGCAAGCGCGCCGCAUCAGAGGCGGUUGCAUCAUUUGGCGGCGGUGAAAAAAUGCCGAAUAUAUAUGAACCGGUUUCGUAUAAUCGCUUUUUGGAAGAUGCGGAAUGGGACUCCCUUGAGAUACCACCAGCCUAUGAUAUAGUGGAAGAGAUGGACCGUAACGUGUUGAUAUUGCACUCUUCCGGCACAACAGGUCUACCGAAGCCAAUAUAUCACCCCCACAAAUAUAUGUUGGGGUACGCCGCAUGUCACCUUUUUGAGGAAAAUGAUAAGGUCGAUGGCGUUAAUUGCUCGACUUUACCGUUAUUUCAUGUGGGUAUUCGCGUCUUCUGGUGUUGGGAUGGAAUAAGGUGCUGACACGUCUUCUUAGGGAUUCGGGUUGCUCUCACCAUCGCUUGCGCUUUCCGUUGGGAAGCCUUUCUGUAUACCCGCGGCGAGCAUAAUCCCAACCGCAACAUCUACUCUGUCGCUACUUCGCCUCUCGAAUGCUCGCUCCUUGAUGUCGGUCCCCUCAAUCCUUGAGGAUCUUCUUUAUCUUCCCCAGUCGGAGGGUAUUAACUUCCUCCGCACCCUCGAUUUUGUUGCCGUGGGCGGUGGACCUAUUAAAUCCUCAGUGGGAGCGGCGCUUGUUGAGGCAGGCGUCAAGUUACUCAACCAUAUGGGGGCCACGGAGAUCGGGGCAAUAGCACCAAUAUUUCUUCCUGGCCCUGACUACGAUUGGCGGUACCUCCUCCUGCGAAAAGACAUCGGUUUACGCCUAGAGGACCCCGGCGACGGUAGCGGGCUUUUUAGGCUCAUAGGAAGACCGUUUGGAUGGGGUCGGGAGUUUCCGGUGCAGGAUCUACUCCAAUGCAAUCCUCGCGCGCCAGACAACCAAUUCAAGAUUCUCGGUAGAGCAGAUGAUUUGAUUGUCCUAGCCACGGGAGAGAAAGUACUCCCGCGAAUGUUGGAAAUGACUGUCUCAAAUGAUUGUAGGGUCAAAGAUGCUAUAGCUUUUGGUGAUGGGCGUUUCAACAUUGGUCUGGUUGUUGAGGCGAGCAUUGGUCUUGACGUGAAAAAUGAGGAACAGGUGUCAGCGUAUGUUGAAGAAAUAUGGUCCAGUGUGCAGGCUGGGAACGAGUUUACCGAUAAUCACGGGAAGGUAACUUCCAAAGCAAUGAUAAUUGUCACCACUCCCGCCCACAAGCAGCUUGCACGUACGGAUAAGGGGAGUCUUACUCGGAAGACCAUUGUCCAAGAUUUUGCCGAAGAGAUCGAUGCCGCAUAUCGGGAGGCCGAGCUAGAGGGGAUAGAAGCCAUACCGAGUUCCGCGGAGGAUAUAAAAACUUGGCUUAAAUUCCUGGUAGGAGAUAUUAUCAAGAUCUCGCCCGCGGAUCCUACUUGGUUAGAUUCAGAUGAUUUCUUUGAGUUAGGAAUGGAUUCGCUCCAAGCUACCAUUCUACGCCGCAAGAUAUUGGCAAGUAUUACCAAAUCGAGCCGGGAGUUCAGGGAGCUGUCACCCGACUUUGUCUUCAAAUACCCAACAAUAGAUGGCUUGCACGGGUUGCUCUCCGGGAAUGCAUCUGACUUGAACCGCGAACGUGUUGAGCGCAUGAACGAGAUGGUUCGUAAAUACGUGUCCAAUAUCAGGUCGUUGCCACCCCCCACGAUGGCACCAACUGCCACAGUCCUCCUGACAGGUUCUACUGGGAGCUUGGGCUCCUUUCUUUUGGCGCAGCUCGCUGCCUUGCCCCAUGUCAGCAGAGUCAUAUGUCUUAACCGCCGGGCCAGCUCAACGGGCAGCAAUGACCUCCGCUCUCGACAAGAGGCUGCACUUUCAAAAGGUGGAAUCACAAUCCCAGCCUCAUCCUGGGGGAAAAUAACGAUCCGCGAGGCCGACCUGAAAACACCAUCGUUUGAAUUACCGGGCUCCUAUUAUGAUUCCCUUCGAUCCGUGACACAUAUCAUUCACAAUGCCUGGCCUAUGGAUUUUAACAGGUCUCUUGAGUCUUUUGAACCCCAUUUCCAUGCAACCAAAAACAUCAUCUCCUUGGCUUUGUUAGCGAAUGAAAGAAACCAACAAAACAAGCCUCGGAUUUUGUUUACUUCUUCGGUCGCAGCUGUGGGAAGGUAUCCGGCACUUACAGGAAGUGCUCUUAUUCCCGAAGAGCCCAUGCACAAUGCACAAGUGACGGACCAUUUCGGCUACCCAGAGGCCAAGUGGGUCUGCGAGCAACUUAUCGAGGAGGCUGGCAGAAUACAUGCGGGGAGAAUUGAAACAGCAAGCGUUCGUAUCGGUCAGCUUACCGGGUCGGAGAGCAGCGGGGCGUGGAGUCCGAAGGAGCAUUUCCCUUCAAUUCUUAAAUCAUCGCAGACAAUUGGAAGUCUACCGGAUAUCAAAGGCGUGAGCAUUACUUCCCCUCUGUAUUCCGCUCCAAGAUUUGCACUCUAUUCGCUAAACCCCUGCAGACUCUAUCUUGGAUUCCUGUCGACCGUGCUGCAAGGGUGGUCAUUGAACUCCUAUUCCAGCCCUCUCCCCCGGAUCCCGUUUAUCAUCUCGAAAACCCAAUGCGUCAGCCCUGGUCUGAUCUCCUCGUACUCCUCUCGCGAGCGCUAGGCCUACGAUCAAAGAUCAUCCCGUUUGAAGCCUGGCUGGAGAGGGUCCGGUCGAUUACCGACGUAGAGAAGAAUCCAGCGGGUAAAGUUGUAAAGUUUCUGGAAGAGGAAUUUACUGCAAUGGCUUCAGGAGCAGUUGUUCUUGAUACCAAGAGGGCUAGACGUGUCUCUAGAACCCUAGCGGGCAGUGGAGGUAUUGAAUCAAGACAUGUAGACCUAUAUGUCAAGUACUGGAAGAGCGUUGGUCAUCUAUCAUAA